Phycomyces blakesleeanus NRRL 1555(-) is the source of this 471-nucleotide messenger RNA. RefSeq lists its product as hypothetical. The record is from RefSeq and is a predicted model, not a curated record. Lineage: Eukaryota; Fungi; Mucoromycota; Mucoromycetes; Mucorales; Phycomycetaceae. The transcript is spliced from 4 exons. Bases 1 to 471 code for a protein of 156 amino acids.
AUGUAUGCAGUAUUUGACUUGAAAGACAGUUAUGUUAUCUGCAAAUGUCCAGACUGUACAAAGUUGGAUAGCUGUGGAAAGAAACAGAAAAGACAAAAUGCACAACAACACUAUGAAAAACAUAUAGUGCCUGUUGCCAAAGACGAUGCAAUGGAUGUUCCUGAAGAACAUUUUGACAACAUGGAAGUAGAUAGUAUUGACAGUGACAAUGACAAUGAUUAUGAUUACGAAAACAAAGGCGAAGGCGAAUAUGAAGAUGAAAAUGAAGAACAAAACAUUGAAUUUGAUCAAGAAGUUGACUUACCUUUGUCCCAAAAAGAGUCCAUCUUUACUGCCGAAGAUACAAUUACAAGAGCAUUUGUGGUUGAUAGCAAUGAGAUUGAAGAAGGUGAUACCAGUUUUGAUUUUGAACAAGAAGAAAACUUUGAUGAGACCAGUGGGACCUUGAUAGUAGAAUCAGAUAUGAAUUAA